CCCCCACAAAGCACCGGCUUCCCCUCUGAUGUCGGGCGGAGAUUCACCGGCACCGCUGAGUCAGGGAGAUGAGUGACAGCAGCAGCAGCAGCAGCAGCCCCGGGGCCGGACCCAGGGAGGAAACGGAGAAAAGCCGAGAUGGAAGUAAACUUUCUUCAAAGAAAGGAGUGACAGAUGAUGUGGACAGCAGUCCUGCGAGGAGAGAUCGCAGUCCUAAAGAUGAAGUUGAUUUCAGCAAAUCUGACAAAGAAACCAGUGACUCUGAUAUGGAUGUGGGGGCAGGUGGGGAUUCACCGAUAUGUAGCAGGACACGGUCUCAGGUUUUAUCAGAUCAAGUUCUUCUGCACACACAGCCUAGCCUCAGCCGAAGACCUCUUCGUUCAACUCGAAACCGAAAGGAUGGUGGGAGUGUGUCACCAGCUAAAGCUGAUCCCAGGCCUGUAACUUCAGUUCUGCCUCGCAGUGAGCCUUCACCAAAGAAAGAACGAAGGGACAGAAGACAUGGGAAGGAAGGGAUCACUGAAGCCUCAAGCAAGUAUGCAGCCCUGAUUAUGAUGUUUGUAGUAGUGGUUUGUUCUGCACUGUUUCUCUCUGUGAGGAACAAACCACCGGCUGAGGUGUUGAGGGAAAGGACGGCACUGGUGCUAUUUUCAGACCAAUUUGAGCAGGUUGAGGCCCUCUUUGAUGGUCAGCAAUCGGCGCUGUGGAGGAGAAGCAGGAUCACCCUGCGCAACCACAUCAAUGUGACCCGGCACGUGAAACCUGCCAUCCUGAUGUUUACAGCUGCGUGGGACGGAGAGCAGACCAUGAGGUGUCUCGCUCGCCGGAUCGCUGAAGCUUACUCUUCGGCCCUCAACGCCACAGCCACAGUGGAAAUUGAUGCCUCUGCCAGAAGCAGGCGGGACAGUGAUGCGGUGAAGCUGGAGGUGGACACACUGCUCUCAUCUGGUUUUGACAAAGGCAGCAAGGCAGCGGUGGUUCACCAUUUCCAGGACCUGCCCCCACCCUCCACCCUGAUAUUCUACAAGUACUGUGACCAUGAGAAUGCGGCCUACAAAGGCAUUGCCCUGCUGCUCACCGUCCUGCUGGACGAGGAGAGACUGCCACCUGGUGUCGGCUUGGGGGCCGUGGAAGUGAAAGUCCGGGACUUUCUAAAGAGGAAGUUCUCUGCCUCUGACGGCAGAGAGGGCAUGGACACAGACAAGCUGAGUGGCCUGUGGAGUCGCAUUGCACACGUUGUGCUCCCAGUAGUGCCCGUGCGUGAGAUUGAGGAGAGGGGCUGCGAUCCUAAAGAGGGUGGGCGGUGAUCUGUGGAAGGGGGCUGUGGAAAGGUGAAGUUUAAUCAUUUGCAGUAUUUCCCCUCUCUCUUCUCCCUUCCCGCACCCCACCCUCACCCCCAACACCAUAUUACACUUGCCUGUCCACAGUUGAGUGUCCAGGCUCUGUGAAUGAUACCCUGAUUUAAGAUAUGAUCAUCUGUCCACUAAAAAGAACAAACCUCUUCUGUUUAUUGAUUGAACUGUUUUGUGGAAGCUUGCAAACCUAAGUUAUGCGCAAAGCAUUUUUAAAACUCUUGUUAAGUGACUUUUUAUUAAAAUUUUGACACUUGAAUGCCUUGGGAGAUACUAUGUUGCCCAUCUAUCUUCCCCCAUGGUUUCUCAAUGUGCUAUUUAGCAAGAUGUGUCAUAAACUUAAUCUUGGGUGGCUUCUGAAUGGAAAGCUUGAAUGAAAGCUUUCACCCAUGAUGAACAUGGUCCAUCUCAAUGUUGCAGGAACUAAUUGAUGACAGUCCUGUGGUGAGUGCCCCAUUGCACAGCAUUAGGUGCUACCAGGACAUGAUUAACCACCCCCUCCCCCCAACCAUGUGCUGGCUAUGCUGCCAAGACAGCUGGUAACCUGCUCGAGCCAAGCAUUUAGCACCAACCUAUCAAUAGCAAAAUGAAGGAAUGUGGAAACCGCUCCUUGCCAGUGAGGAGAUAGGAGCCAGAGCCCCGUGGAGGAUUUGGAGUGGGUCAGCCACCGUUUUCUUGGGAAUGGUGUUUGGAGCAGAAAAAGAGGCUAGGAAGUUGAGGGUCUCCUCCCUUACCCUGGCAACGAAAAUAACCAGUGUGCAUUUGUGGGCAGAAUAUGAAGUAUGACAUUGAGUAAGAAUAGCUUGGAUGCCAGUUGUACUUGGGCUGUGCAGCAACUGCUACCAUGUACCUACUUUCAGUUCAGUUAUUUAAAUUCCUGACGGGAGAUAAUGCACAUCGCCCCGCGAUAAAAUAACACUAUGAUUCAACCAUCGUUAUUGAAAAAACCCAAUUUUUUUGUUUCCACUGAAAUUGAGGGAAGUGUAAAUUGAGUAACCUCUGUAAGGUGCAUCUGGUACCCAAUGAUGAGCCUUUCUUCCGGGUGGAAAUCUGAAAAUCUAUCAUGCGGCUUUUGGACCAAACAUCUGUAUUCAUGUGUCUUUUUUUUGCUGCCAUGUGGCCUUAAGUCACUUGAGUGCAGGAGCAUCACAAAUCCCUAUUUAGCUUGGGUUGGUGGAAGAGUAUGAGGGAUGGUUUUUAUUUUGAACUGCGCUAAUAAUUGGAACAAUCCAGAGACAACCUGUGAACGAUUAGUUGCUAUCUCCCCCCACCUCCCGGCAAAGGUCGAAGCUCCACAGCCAGAUCCAUGGGUGGAUUCUGCUGCACUGUGAUUACCUCCAUUAACUUGAUCUUGAUUUUUGCCAUGGUGAGGGUAGCAUUGAGCUGCUGCUUGUAUUUCUACUCCAGUUAAACUUCCUGAUUAAUCACAGUCAUUGAAAAAAAUUAAAAUACUUUUAAGCCUAAAACAAUGUUAAAGAUAAAAAUCUGCACAACUUUUUUAAAGCUCAGCCUUUUCAGGAAGCUGAACAGAUCUGAAUAUAUGAAGUCCAAUGGGAGCGCACAGGUUGUGCUUCUCAAUUUCGUAAAAGUGUUUGUUGCUACUCCUGUCUGGUAACUUCUGGCAGCAUGAACAGCUGCUCUCUAAACCCCUCUACAUAAUUAAAAGUAACUCUUUUCAGGAAAUAAUACUCCAUGGUAUUGUAUUUCUCUGGAAAUACAAUUGUGGCUAAGUAAUAAAGGCACUCGGACUUCAAUCCAUUUGUCUCUUACGUGUGAUAGAACAAGUAGGGUGGGAGGGACAUUGUGCUAUCAUGUUACAACUCCAACAUUACAACAUUGAUUAAUAAGCAUGGUUUUUGCUUGCUGAGAUUCCUAUCCUUUAAGAAGAAUAUACUCAGUAAAAAAUGCACAAUCACAAUACUUUUAUACUGUAUUUAAGGUAAAGAAAACAUUUUAUGGUAGAGUCAACCUUUCAAUUUUGUUUCUAGGGAGAACAAGUGAUGGUGAUUUCCCACAGGAAAGGGAGGGUCAUUUGUCCUGAGUAUCUGAUUCAAGUGCAGCAUUGACUGAUAUCCUGGGGACAGGCUGCUGCCCACCCCUUAUCUCUGGGGAAAUUCUUGCUCCAGCCAGGCUGAGAAAAUAUGGAGAAAAUAACUUGGAAGUGUUUCACUCUGAAUUAAAAAUAAAAUGCUAAUAGACCCUUUACUAAACUGAGAGAGUGACUCUACCAUAAAACCUUCCCUUUACCUUAAGUACAUUAUAGAAGUAUUGUUGUGAUAGUGCAUUUUUUUAACUGAUAUUCUUCUUAAGGUAAAGCUGUGUUGGAGAUGGUUUAGCAAGGAGCUUCCUACAGUGAUUGGAUUUUUUUCUUUUGGUUCAUAAGUGCCCAAUAUUAAACUUAGAUGAUCGUGAAAUCUGCCAUUCGUGUAGGAUGUUUUACUUGAUUGCUGGCUUGACUGCAUAUCCUGUUGCUUGUUGUGAAACCUCUUUUCCUGUGACAGAACAAAUCUUUUGUGUAGAACUUAACUUUUCUUCCUGAUUAGUGGAAUGGCAUUUGAGAAAAUUACUUCACAUGGUCUUGCGAGUUCAGUUGUUGGGGCCAUAGCUGACUGCGAGAGCUAUGUGCAUGAUACAAUGCCUGUUCUCUGUCGUUGUAUCUGCAGUACCUCCUAAAAGUGUAUGUUUUUAUGGCUCAAAUUUAAAAAAAAUAAAGUUUUCCCGAAGUUGAAACGUGCAGGUUACAAUAUAGCAGCCUGCAUUUUUUUUUUACAAAUAGUUUCAGUUCCACAGCAUAACUGCUCCAGAAGGAUUACAAAUACACACAGCUGACCAAUCAGUGCCUGAAAAAGAGGUGAGUUCAACUUCCCAGAUCACCCCUUUCAGAAAGGCUGCCAAGUUUCCUAUAUUACAACAAUGAUGACACUUCAAAUGUACUUCAAUAUCUAUGUAGCGCUUUGCGAUGUCAAGAGAUUAUGAAAGGUACUCUACAAAUGCAAGCUCUUCCUUAUCAAUUGAUUUUAAGAAUUCGGCAUUUCUAAUACUGCCUGUUUACACUAAUGUACAAGUUAAUAACUUGAGUGCUGUGAAUAUGCAAGUUGCCUCUUUUUUAAAAUGUGUUGAUUGUACUGUUCCUAUUCUCUCUCAAUCAGGUUUCUUUGUAACACAAGUUUGUGUAGAGUUUCUUUUACAAUGUGAAGGAAAAUAAAAAUGUAUAUUUUUAAAA
Messenger RNA from Carcharodon carcharias (great white shark), 4575 nucleotides. RefSeq names its product torsin-1A-interacting protein 2-like. Gene Ontology annotation, molecular function: ATPase activator activity. The coding region runs from base 69 to 1307 and encodes 412 amino acids. Gene Ontology annotation, cellular component: membrane. Gene Ontology annotation, biological process: membrane organization. NCBI's taxonomy places the organism in Eukaryota, Metazoa, Chordata, Chondrichthyes, Lamniformes, Lamnidae. The record is from RefSeq and is a predicted model, not a curated record. The transcript is spliced from 8 exons.